AUGUGCAACAACCACUCCUUGACCGACCAGGUCUUGGCCAAGCAGCAACAUGGGGUUCUGAAAGUAUGGGCAGACCCUCGCGCCACCAACCGCUUCGACGCGUUCAACCCCAAGCUCAUCAAUGCAGGCGUCUCCGACGCCGAGAUGUCGGACUUCUUCGUGGAGUACACACUCGCGAGCGGCAUCGGGCAGCGGAUGCGAAAGGGAGCGUCGAAGGAGGUUCUCGUUCAGGAGUUCUCGCUUGUCGCUGGGGCGGUGUGGUCCGAGCUCCCAGAGGACGCGGACUUGGGCGAGAGCGCAGCCGUGGUGCUGCUGGACGGGCGCGCGGCGAUGAGGGCCCUUCGGGGCUUCCUGGUCAAAAUCAUCGACGAGACUACCGACAUCGGGAUCUUUCAGGAGCACAGUCGUUUCGAGCAGGAGGCUUUGCGCACCGCGGGCUUCGCCGCGCCCACGCAGGCGAUCGGCAAGAUCUCGAAGCCGCCCACCCAGGUCAUCCAGGCCGUUACCAAGGUGCAUGACCAGAUCUGCAUGACGCUGCGCGCUGGCCUCAUCAAGGAGGCUUCGCUGAUGGACGAAGAGCUGCUGAAGUCAAAGAAGAGGAAGCUCGAGCAGAAGGGCUCUAAUGCGGAGGAAGACGAGAGGACCGCCCUCAUGCAUGGGCGUGCGAUGUCGAUGCUAUCCGAGGCCAUCGCGGCUUGGACGCCCGCGCUGGCAGAGCACUCCCACGGGCUGCGUGACGCGACCGGGGCUUGCAAGCCAUGCGCCUUGCCCGAGAAAGCCGAUAAUGGAGUCUACAAGCUGUCGCAGAGCAUUGCGACUGACGCGGCGGAGAAGCUCAGCUUCGGUAGUGGCGACGCGUCUCGCAUCUACGACGCGAUCGAUGUGCUCGCAGCUGCCUGGCUGAAGUCGGCGUGGAGGCUCGAGUGCGCGACGGCGACCGUGGAGGCGAAGCUGGCCGACUGCGACGGCAACCGCGCCGACUUGGACAAAUUGGCGAGGGAGUUGGGCCAGGCCAUCCAGCGCGCGACGGAGAAGUGCAUGCCCGCUGCCCUGGUGGAUAUGUUCCGCGGCGGCCUCAACGCGCGCGCGGAGAACUCGCGUGCCAAGGCGGAGGCGCUGGCCGUGGAGAUCGGCUCGCAGGUGCGCGGGUAUUUCUACAAAGGGGUCACGCUGAAAGCCACCGCGCUCAGCGGUGAGAUCGACAGGGGCUGCUGGGCUAAGGUUUGGGCCCCUGGGAGGGUUAGCGUUAAUGAGAUGGCGUCCCUGCUUAAAGUGGCAGCUGCAGAGCACGGCGCUUCGCGGGCCCAAGCGCGGGGUGACAUGGCUGACAUUUUCCAGUCGGAGUACGCGACGCUCUUGCAGAAGACGGUCGGCUUCUCGCUUCCACCGAAAGCUGGCGUCGGCGCGACGGCCCCUGCGGUGAUCCGCACGGCCCGCGCGCUGCCGCUCGAGCACUCAUUCGCCAGCAAUUUCACCAGCGAGGCUACGAAGCGCGACGAGAUCGCGAUGCAGAACAAGAUGAGGGACAUCCAGCCCUCCCUCAAGGGAUGGUCGCUGGCGCCAGAGGACUCCCCCGCUGCGCUGGCGGCGCGUUACCGCGCGGGCCUGCGCGC
Prorocentrum cordatum is the source of this 1613-nucleotide messenger RNA. Lineage: Eukaryota; Dinophyceae; Prorocentrales; Prorocentraceae. The record is from the annotation of a GenBank genome assembly.